Cuscuta europaea is the source of this 1793-nucleotide messenger RNA. The record is from the annotation of a GenBank genome assembly. Lineage: Eukaryota; Viridiplantae; Streptophyta; Magnoliopsida; Solanales; Convolvulaceae.
GCAUUGGUCCUCCACUCUAUGCAACCUGCGCUCAGGAUAAAAAACUUGAGCUAGGCAGGAGGUAAAUACAAGACACAAGAAUGGCGUGCAAAUACUUCUCAUUUGCAGAAUCUUCAUCAUCUUAUCUAUUUUUCUUCAUAGUUCUCUUCUCCUUUCUUGCUCUCCUUCAUCAAGUCACUUCUUCUUCGGCGACUUCUCCUUCAGCACCAGCACAAUCCUCAUCCGAAGUCACUCUUGGCGACGGAGGACCAUCGGAAACCCCUACCUCUACAUAUAAUGCUAAAUGCGGCUGUGUUUUGCCGCCGAUGGAUCCCGUCAUCAGAAAGUCCAUCACAGCCAUAUCCCAAUUCAAGCAGUUAAUCACAAAUGACCCGAACGGGUUCACCAAAACCUGGACCGGAGACGAGCUCUGUUUCAACUCAGAGGCCUACAAAGGGUUCCAUUGUUACUCCCCCGACGGCAGUACACGGCUGAGAGUCGGCGGGAUUAACUUCAACGGCUUCAACCUAGACGGGACCCACCUCUCUCUGAAUGGCUUCAUCGACUCUCUGCCGGACUUGGCCGUCAUCCAUGUCAACUCCAACAAUUUCACCGCAGGUGAAUCUCCGCUUGCCGUUUCUACCGCCGCCCUACCCACCCUGUUCGAGCUCGACUUGAGCAACAACAAGCUCGCCGGAGAGUUCCCCGCCGCCCUUCUUGAAGCCACCAACUUAACAUUCUUGGAUCUCCGGUACAACGCGCUGGUGGGCCCCAUACCCGACAGGGUCUUCACGUUGGACCUAGAUGCUCUGUUUCUGAACAACAAUGGGUUCACCGGUUCGAUCCCGGAGACCCUCGGGAAGACGCCGGCUUUCUUCCUGUCCCUGGCCAACAACAAACUCACCGGCCCGAUCCCGAAGAGCAUAGGAAAUGCGGCGGAAACCUUAACCGAGGUUCUUUUUUUGAACAAUAAGCUGUCGGGCUGUCUUCCCUACGAAAUUGGGCUGCUGAAAAACGUGAGCGUCUUUGACGCCAGUAUCAACACGUUGACGGGCCCACUCCCCCAAUCCUUGGGAUGUCUCAAGAAUCUGAAGAUUCUCAACCUGAAAAGCAAUGAGCUUUAUGGGACGGUUCCAGAAUCUCUGUGCAAGGUGAAGGGUCUGGAGGAGCUGACCCUGAGCGGGAACUACUUCACACAGAUCGGACCAGAAUGCAGGCUGUUGCUGGAGAAGAAGGUUCUUGAUAUACAGAACAACUGCAUUUUGGAUCUUCCGAACCAGAGAAGUGCAGAGGAGUGUAAGAGGUUCUUUGUGCAGCCCAGGAAAUGCCCCGACCCGAGAUCCAUGCUGCAAGUGCCUUGUGAGAUCGUUGAAGUUCCGAAAAUGGUGGCGGAAGAGGCGGUGGCCGAUCAUCGUCUUCGUCCCCGCAAGUCCAAGAGGAAGUCCUCAAGAACUUAUAAAGCCCUCAAUAGUGUACACAGGCACCAUUGAUAUAUAUACUUCGCAUUACAUAUGUGAAUCGAUCUGCAUGGUGAUCGAGCUUAUAGUUGACAUUCAUGCAUCAUACAAGUACGUGAUCAUAUCUUCUUAUCAAUGUUUGUUUGCCAUUAUUCAUCUUCUCAUCUUUCCUCCAAGAUUUUGCUGAAGCCCUACGGACAUACGAAGUAUGCAAGAACAUCAUCAUCAUCAUUUCUAUAAUCUACUGUCUUCUUUAAGUUCUUUGUAUUUGUUUGUAUACUAUAUACUCCUUCCAUCCCAUUUGAUUUUGGGUUUAUGAUGUUUGACUAACUAUGAAAGAAUUACUUUUAAAACCUA